Molecule: messenger RNA, 2555 nt
Organism: Geodia barretti
Lineage: Eukaryota; Metazoa; Porifera; Demospongiae; Tetractinellida; Geodiidae
Source: the annotation of a GenBank genome assembly
UUCAAACAAACGGCGCGGACUUUUUGCGAAGGAGCGUUCGUGUUUUGAGCAUCUUUCUUUAUCUUUUCCCGGACGUCUGAAGAGGACCAAUGGCCGACGUGCGAGCUAAAAGAAAGAGCGACCCUUCUGUGGGCGGCGAGACCGUAGCCGGAAAGCGCAGACAUACCAGCACCGCCCUGAGCGGCAAAGAGAACGUCGUGCCCCGCGCCCGUCCCACCAGCUCCAAGAAACCCAGGCUCGUACAGGAGGACCCAGCUAUAGAGAGGCUCCAGGAGAGGAUAGAGAUGGAGACAAAGAUAAAGGACGGAGCGACAAGGCUCCUGCAGGCCAGCAGCACUGCCGCCCAGUCCAUGGAGGCCUCCAAGGGCAUGUUUGUCUCCAACGCCAAGAUCCUGGCUCUCCUGAGGGAGAUUCAGCAGCUGCGAGCAGGGAAGCAGUCUCCAGCCACCAACAACAGCUCUGGCCUCAAGUCCUGCCCUGCAAAACUGGCCAUCUCAGACAUCAGGAUUCCUCUGGAGUGGCAGGAGUUUGAGAACACCCAUGGGAAGGUGGACAACCACACCCACUUUGGUGUGUUCUGUCUCUUUCGUAUCGGGAACCAGGUGAUGGACACGCCCUCUCUGGUCAGCGUGGACCGCUCUACCAUGGACAUCACCUUCAGGGACGUCAUUAUCUUCCCAGAGAAGGUGGAUGCUGACUUCACACUGGAGGUGGAGGUGUACUGCAGUCUGCCUCCAGAGGAGACCGCCUCCCACAACAGACCCUCCACUCCCAUCAAGAUGUUCAAGAGACUCCGUGGAGGAAGCAAGACAAGCUCAGAGGAUCCAGCACUGAUCGCCUCGUCCUCUUCCUUUUCCGACAUGUCCUCCUCAAUCCCUCCCCGCCGAUUUGCCAUUGCUGGCCAUGCCCAUCUCCAUCUCAGUGAAAUGUCCCAGACCUGCAAGACUUAUGUGCUGAAGCGUGGAGCAGUGGGAUCCAGUGGAACUGCCAGUACUGGAGGUCACAAUCUCCCCCUCCUGCCUCUCUGGGGCCAAAUCUGCUGCAAGCUAAUGGCCCAGCCGGACUGCGCCACAGAGCCCCGGAUCUCCGGGUUUAUCAACCUCCAGAGGAUGGUGGGCGGGCUGCCCGACUGGGUGAGACUGUGGUGUGUUGUGAGACAGAACCGGCUGCGCUGCUGGAAGAACCCAGAGGACGUCGGGAGGAGAAUGCCUGAACAGAUCAUCGAACUAACAGAGGGUAUGGUGGUGGAGCCAGCUCAGAGACUCCUGAUGCGGCGUCCCCACGCCAUCUUCAUCAAGGACCCCGACUCGGAGCUCUACAUGGCCUUUGAGUCAAAGGAAGAGAGAGAGCAGUGGAUCGAGGCUCUGUCACAGUCCAUCCUUGACCUGAAGGUGUGGAAGUCCUCGUGCGACUUUCUCAUCCCCCAGCCAAACAGCAAGUUCUACGUGGACUCUCCGUCGGCUCAUUUCGUGCCUAAAUUGAGGGGCAGUGGGGCAAUUAGAGGGAGUUCAAGUCUGACCCAGCUUUAGUCCCUGCCUUCAGGAGCUGGAAUGGACCAUUAAUUCACUGUAUGUAUAUACAACAAUGCUACUGUGUAUGUAGAACGGUUAGUGUUUUAAAAAAACUAUUGUUCUGCUGAAGAAGAAUUGUUCAUUGUCAUACUAUAUAUACCAUUAUGUUCCUUGUGUCUUGUGCAGAAAUAUAUUGGAUUGUGGUUGCAGAUUGUAUUGUAGUGUGAUACAAUAACACCUUUUCAUUUAAAUAAGUUACAAAAUUAGAAUUGCUGUGAAAUGAAGUGACCCGUGAGUGAAUGGGAUGAAAAACAUCAGUGAUUCUAAUGCUGAAUGAAGAUAGAAAGGGAGACGGUCUAUUAAUAGAUGAUGAUGAAAAACUACACAUAAGCCUCCAUUAGCUCCUAGAGGGCAGCUGCAGGACGAGGUUUGCUGGAUUCACUCCGCGGGGCGUGGUACCGCAGAGGCUUAUCUGGGUUGAAGAUGUUCAAAAACACGUCCUUUACUGAUGUGUACUUUAGAAUGUUCCGGAGAUAGGGUUUGAACUUGGCCUCCCAGACCUUGGUGUGAAUUCCCUUCAGCUUCCCUUGAUCUUGGUCUUGACUGUGAGGUAGUUGACCCACAGCACGUUGGUGAAGGGAGUGAACUUGUGCCACUCUGACUUUGUGGCGUUCUUCAUGCUGCGGUAGACGUCAAACUGAAUGUCUCCCUUUCCCUUGAAUAGCCAGGGGAGGUUGUUGAGGUCCAAGUGACUGAGGCAAUGGCUCUCUUUCUGGGUGACUCUGGAGAGGGUAAAGUCGACGAUGGUGGCUUGUACACCGUAAGUCUUGAUGUGGUAGUCUUUGUUGUUGAACCUGAAAUAUAUGAACUCUUCCUUUGUCCUCUUCACCAGAACGUUACCCCUGUGCAUGUCGCGAUGCUCAAACUGCAGUGCCUGCACGGACAGAUAAACUUAGAUCCGGUAUAUAUACAUAAUAAUUACGUAGAAGUGGCUAUUACAUGUACGUAUAUACCUCUUCUGCAAUUGCAAGUGAGAGAGUGACU